Messenger RNA from Sparassis crispa, 2412 nucleotides. Its product is annotated as DNA repair helicase rad15. Gene Ontology annotation, molecular function: DNA helicase activity; ATP binding; hydrolase activity, acting on acid anhydrides, in phosphorus-containing anhydrides. Bases 1 to 2412 code for a protein of 803 amino acids. The record is from RefSeq and is a predicted model, not a curated record. The transcript is spliced from 20 exons. Gene Ontology annotation, cellular component: nucleus. NCBI's taxonomy places the organism in Eukaryota, Fungi, Basidiomycota, Agaricomycetes, Polyporales, Sparassidaceae. Gene Ontology annotation, biological process: transcription by RNA polymerase II; positive regulation of mitotic recombination; nucleotide-excision repair.
AUGAAGUUUCAAAUCGACGACCUGCCUAUUAUCUUCCCUUACGACCGAAUAUACCCAGAACAAUAUGCGUACAUGUGUGAUCUCAAGAGGACCCUCGACGCUACGGGUCAUUGUGUUCUGGAAAUGCCUUCAGGGACCGGGAAGACGGUGUCCUUGCUCUCUCUCAUCGUUUCAUACCAGCAAUUUUAUCCUACCAAACGGAAAUUAAUAUACUGUUCACGAACGGUUCCCGAAAUCGAGAAGGCGCUCGCUGAAUUGAAGAGGUUGAUGGAGUACCGCCUUUCUUGCGCGGAGACUGAGGAAGAGAAGCAGAAGGAGCGCAAUUUCUAUGGCAUCGGGUUAACAAGUCGGAAGAAUUUGUGUAUUCAUCCAGAAGUAUCCAAGGAAAAGAAAGGCAAGGUCGUGGACGCUCGAUGUCGAGAUCUCACCAACUCUGCUGUCUGCGAAAAGGGUCGUCAGGACCCAGGAUCAGUGGACCUGUGCGACUGGCAUGAGAACUUGGGCAAGUUGGAGCCUGGCAAUCUCAUACCGCCUGGAGUCUGGACUCUGGCCGAUGUUCUGCAGCAUGGUCGUGACAACCGUAUAUGCCCGUACUUUUUGGUCCGAAGAAUGAUGCCGUUCGUUGAUGUUGUUGUAUAUUCAUUCCACUAUCUCCUUGACCCCAAAGUUGCCGAGCAAGUCUCGAAAGAGAUGUCAAAAGACGCCAUCGUCGUUUUCGACGAGGCUCACAAUAUAGACAAUGUCUGCAUGGAGUCUCUGAGCAUCGAUCUGACACGACCGAUGCUCGACUCGGCUACAAGAAGUGUUGGUAGGUUGGGUGAGAAAAUUGACGAAAUUAAGAAGACCGAUGCUUCUAAAUUGCAAGAUGAAUAUGCCAAACUCGUCGAAGGUCUCCAAGAAGCAUCGGCCGAUGAAGACGCAUUCAUGACCAAUCCAGUGCUACCUGAAGAUCUACUGAAGGAAGCGAUCCCUGGCAACAUCCGCAAGGCCGAGCACUUCGUCGCAUUCCUGAAACGUUUCGUAGAGUAUCUCAAGACUCGCAUGCGUGUUCUACACGUGGUAGCAGAGACGCCGCUUUCAUUUCUGCAGCAUCUGAAGGACAUUACGUACAUCGAACGGAGGCCGCUGCGCUUCUGUGCGGAACGUUUGCAAUCACUAGUCCGUACUUUGGAGUUGAGCAGGCUUGAUGAGCACUCUUCCCUGCAGAAGGUUGCCAGCUUUGCCACAUUAGUGGCGACAUAUGAAAAGGGGUUUCUUCUGAUCCUUGAACCUUUCGAGACUGACAACGCGACCGUUCCUAAUCCAAUUUUCCAUCUUACAUGCCUUGACCCUGCUAUCGCAAUCAAGCCCGUGUUUGAGCGGUUCAGUAGUGUCGUGAUCACUUCCGGCACGAUCUCGCCUCUGGAUAUGUAUCCAAAAAUGUUACAGUUCACGCCAGUUGUACAGGAGUCCUAUUCUAUGACGCUCACCCGCAGUUCAUUCUUACCUUUGGUCAUAACGCGAGGCAGUGACCAAGUCGCUAUCAGCUCUCGUUUCGAAGUCAGAAACGAUCCAGCCGUCGUGCGCAAUUUUGGAAGCAUUCUUAUCGAAUAUACCAAGAUUGUACCCGAUGGUAUUGUUGCUUUUUUCCCAAGUUAUCUUUACAUGGAAUCGAUCGUGGCAGCAUGGAAUGACAUGGGCAUUCUAAAUGAAGUCUGGAAGCACAAGCUGAUUUUUGUGGAGACUCCAGACGCCAACGAGACGAGCAUUGCAUUGGAGAAUUAUCGCAGAGCAUGUGAUAAUGGCCGGGGCGCUGUGCUCCUGUCCGUGGCUCGUGGAAAAGUAUCUGAGGGUAUUGAUUUUGAUCACAAUUAUGGGAGAGCGGUCAUCAUGUUCGGCGUUCCAUAUCAGUACACCGAAAGUCGUAUCCUGAAAGCGCGACUCGAGUAUUUGAGAGAUGCUUAUCGCAUCCGAGAGUCAGAAUUCCUCGGUUUCGAUGCCAUGCGGACUGCCGCCCAGUGUGUAGGACGCGUCCUCCGUGGUAAGACGGACUGGGGGCUGAUGGUCUUUGCCGAUAAGCGAUUCGCACGUGCGGAUAAGCGCGCAAAGUUGCCUCGCUGGAUAAAUCAAUACAUCACGGAGACUGCCUCUAAUCUGUCUACGGACAUGGCUCUGUCACUCUCAAAAUUGUUCAUGCGCACCAUCUCCCAGAAUCCGAACGAGAACCAGACGGGCAUUUCCUUGUGGACGUUGGAGGAUGUCGAGAAAGCACAAGCAAAGCAAAAGGCUCUCGCGUUGGAAACCGAACAGCAGCAGCAGCAGCAGCAGCAGCAGCAGCAACAGCAGCGCGACGAAGCCAUGGACGAGGACGAUUAUUACGGGGACGGGGGAUUGGACGACGAAGUCCUCGGACAGAUUGAUCUAGAUGUUUAG